AUGACAGAUGACUCUAUUGUCGGUCAUACACAUACCAUUUUUCAAGUGCCUAUCGUCUACACAGUUGAUGUACGAGAUGAGCUUAUUACAGCUCACACAAACCUUGCAGCUGUCUCGCCUAUCUUGCAACAUAGGCGACUUGCACACCUAGGCCACAAACGCACAAAAUUGGCAGAGAAGUUAGGAAUUGUUGAACCAAGCGAUGAUCAACAUGAGUUUUGUGAAGCAUGCCGAUUAGGCAAGGCUAGACAGAUUAUCUCUCGCGCCAAUAUGCCCAAAGCCACGAAAGUUGGAGGUAUUAUUUAUGUCGACGUACAACAUAUCAAACCUACAGCCCAUGACGGCUCAAACUACGCUACUUUCAUCCUUGACGAUUAUUUGCGGAUGCCAGAAGCAAGAUUCCAUAUCAAUAAAGAUGGCGCCUCCAAAGCUCUUAUUGAUUACUGCAAGGAAUUCCACAACUCAGCAGGCUAUUGGCCAGUUCUUAUUGCUAAAGAUCUUGGGAGAGAGUUCAAUGCCUUCAACAACUGGGCCAAGAACUUGGGAAUCUUGUUGAGGCACUCUCCACCGCGUACAAAGGAGCCAAAUGGGGCAAUCGAACGCCUACAGUUCUUUAUUGUGCAAAUCAGCCGAGUCAUGAUCAUUGAUGCAGGAUUGCCGCCUAAUCUAUGGCCCUUUGCGAUCGACACCGCCAUCUACAUUCACUCAAGGCUACCUUUGGUAGAUAGAAAAGAAGCGCCGAUACAAAUUUGGCGAAGAGGCCUUUCACUCCCAAACCCAACACCAUACCUCGAACAUCUCCGUGUAUGGGGAUGCAAAGCUUACGUAUAUAUUCCCAUUGAGAAUCGCGUUAAAGCUGAAAAGGUGAAGCCCAAGGCCCUGAUUGGUCGAUUAGUUGGCUACGUUGGAGAUCACGGCCACGUGUAUAGAAUCUGGUAUCCGGAUACAGGCAAGACAGUAGUCACACGCGACGUCACCUUCUGGGAAGGCGAUGAGGAUGGCACCCUAGAUAUUGUCAACGACGUGCAAUCUAUGCCUAAGGCAGGUUGGGGCAAACCCAUAUCAAUAAAAGUUUUUGAUGCGAAUACGUCAAGCAAUCGCUCCGAACGCCUAUUAUUGACAGGUGAACCAUCUCAUGAGGAUAUAUUCACUAUCCUAGGCCAGGAUCAAGAGACUACAUUCAAUUAUCAUGAAAAUCAGUACGCACAACGCCGCCUAGUGACGUUAUCCCCAUCUCCAGAAAACCUAGCCUUAGAUACACCAAUUGAGUCAGUGGAGUCUGACCACAAACCCACGAGUGAUAUUCAGGAUAUACAAAUCCACGAUUCACCACCAGAAAACAACGACAAAGACCUCUCACCAGAUCAAAUGCAGCUCCUACAGGAGACUGCAGCCACGCAGCUAGCCGAGCCGCAGAGACUAGAGCCAAGGCGUUCCAGCCGCUCGACCAAAGGUCAGCGCUCUACAGCAUCAUUUGAAGAGGAACAGACGACUCAAGCCGAGCAAGAACGACUCCACCGUGCACAGAAAAAGGUCAAGUUCGCCAUAGAAACUAAGGUCAAUGAUGAUCCUAAUGAGUCUACAAACCCUAACGCGUUGAUAGCCGUUGCAGCCACAGGCCCAACGAAGCGCAAGUGGGAAGUCCAGAUACCCACCAAUCACACGCAAGCACUCAAGGCCACCGAGGCUGAUCUCUGGUUUGCCGCCAAAACAGAGCAGGUAAAGAAGCUUAAGGACAAUAAGACCUGGAAUCUAGUUGAGAUGCCAAAAGAUGGUAUACGGAUACUACCAGUGCGCACCACUAGCUAUUCCUCUACUAAGCCGACAUCAUCGGAGCGUACCUACACGCGUUACUUGGUCGCCAAAGGAUACUUGUUAGGCAACCUACAGGUCAUGAAGAAGGACCAUGGUACUAUUGAUAGCAAAUUACGUGACCUAGGCUUCCUCCCAUUGGCUGAAGACCCAUGCAUCUAUUUUAACAAGAGUAGAGGAAUCUACAUCCUUUUAUAUGUUGACGACACCCUUAUUGCUGCAAAGGACAUCGAUGCAAUUCACUGGCUUCUCAAUGAACUAGAUGCGGAAUAUGGAGUAAAGCGAAUUGGUCAUCCGAAGAAGUUUUUGGGAUGCAAUCUACACUACAAUCCUACCAGCCAGGUUAUCUCGAUGUUUCAGGAACCGUAUGUCAAGGAGAUACUCAACCGCUUCGAUAUGGACCGCUGCAGCGGCCGUAAGGCACCUAUUGAACCAGGCUCCAAAUUGACGUUUACCGGCGAGUCACCUGACCCCGGAUUUCUCGAGAUUUACCAGAAAAUAGUCGGAUCCCUCAAUUGGCUGGAAUUCAAAACAAGACCCGAUAUCUGCUUUGCAGUGCGCUUCUUACAAUGGAAGCAAAAAGAGCCAAUUAAAGAUGACAUGGAGCGUACAAAAGGCGUUUUACGCUAUCUACGCGCCCACAGCAAUCUAGGCCUAACUCUCAAUAAAGAUCCGAAGCGAGGUUUGCAACUUUUUACUGAUUCUUCAUUCGCUGAUCAUCCAGAUGGCAAAUCCUCUCAAGGAUGGUGCCUUUUUUGGGCUGGGUGCCCUAUCGCUUGGGAUACGGCAAAACAAACUUGUGUUGCACCAUCUUCUACAGCUGCAGAAUACAUGUGCUUCGGCGACGGCAUGAAACACGCCCUUUAUGCAAAAAGGAUCCUCGUGGCAUUUGGCUUAAUGAAAGAAGACGACAAAAUUACCCUCUACAUGGAUUCCAACAACGCUAUGGACGCACUUAAAAAGCGCUCCGCACCGGCCGUGAGAUGGCUAGCCAAUCGUUACCACUUUGUAAGGGAUAUCCUCGAAAAAGGUGAAGUAGUUGUCGAACGCGUUGACACUGACGAUAAUGUCGCGGACGGUUUUACAAAACCCAAAAAUCCAGUCAAGUUUGCAGAAUUUCUAAAGCAGCUGGGACUGGAGCCAAUCGACAUCAAAGUCGACGAGGAAUAA
Molecule: messenger RNA, 2982 nt
Organism: Talaromyces stipitatus ATCC 10500
Lineage: Eukaryota; Fungi; Ascomycota; Eurotiomycetes; Eurotiales; Trichocomaceae
Exons: 3
Coding region: 1-2982 (993 amino acids)
Biological process (GO): DNA integration
Molecular function (GO): nucleic acid binding
Source: RefSeq, a predicted model, not a curated record